Phalaenopsis equestris is the source of this 1952-nucleotide messenger RNA. RefSeq lists its product as uncharacterized. The record is from RefSeq and is a predicted model, not a curated record. Gene Ontology annotation, biological process: mRNA catabolic process. Bases 99 to 1853 code for a protein of 584 amino acids. The transcript is spliced from 6 exons. Gene Ontology annotation, molecular function: mRNA binding; demethylase activity. Lineage: Eukaryota; Viridiplantae; Streptophyta; Magnoliopsida; Asparagales; Orchidaceae.
AGACUUUUUUUCUUCCUCUCAGCACUGGCACAUAAUCAUAAUAAGCCGGGAAGAGAUGAAAGGAAGUAGAGUAUAGAAUUUGCAGAGAGGGAGCAGAGAUGGAAGCAGAUCCGUUCCUGCAGAGCUUUGAUUCAUCUGAUCUCCAGAUCGCGAAGGAGUUCCUGACGAACUGGCUGCCUUUCGUUACCAAGGAUCUCUGCGGUGGUUGCGCGGCCUCUAUUCGUGACCGAAUCAAAUUACUCAGUCCAGAUGAGCAGAAUCAGGAAGAACACCAAGCAGAAGAGGCUGGUGGCGGGGUUGGGGUUGAAGAAUCGGGCUUAGGUGACGGUGAGGAUGGAUCUGGUGUAGCAGACGGGGUUGAUGAAUGCUGUGAAGCUUCGUUGGAUGGAUGGAAGCAUAUCAAGGCCACGGGUUGGGAUACAGAUCCAGCGACGGAGUCGCCUAAGGUGCGUAUGUCCUGGGCGGAUGAGUUGGAAGAAGAGGAAGAGGAGGAGGCGAGGAAGAACAGUUUGGAGUAUGGGAUGGAAGACGGGAAGGGAGAGAUGAGGCAGAAGAAAACCGGGCUUUCUAGAGAGCAGAGAGAGCGGAUACGAUUUACUGGCGUGGGAAGGAAGAAGGAUUUUGUUUGUCUUGAGAGGGUAGAUGGAAAGAUUGUGAAUAUUUUGGAGGGCAUUGAAUUGCAUACUGGGGUUUUUAGUGCUGCGGAACAGAAAAAAAUUGUGGAUUUUGUGUAUGAAUUGCAACUGAAAGGGAGGAAUAAUGAGCUGGGAGAGCAUACAUAUUCCGAACAACCUGAAACAAAAGACCAUACGUCAGGCCAAGGAUGCGCAACAAUUCAAUUUGGAUGUUGUUAUAGCUAUAUGGAACAAAAUGAAAAUCCUCCAGGCAUCCUUAGAAAUGCAGCAGCUGAUCCUAUACCCAAUCUUUUCAAACUCAUGAUAAAAAGGUUGAUUGGUUGGCAUGUGAUGCCCAUCUCUUGCGUACCUGAUUGCUGCAGUGUUAAUAUCUAUGAACCAGGCCAUUCUGUACAGCCUAAUAUUGAAAGCAAUGAUUUUGUUCGUCCAUUUUGCACGGUUUCAUUUUUAAGUGAGUGCGAUAUAAUAUUUGGAUUCAACCUUAAGGUCACUGAUGCAGGGGAAGUCGAGGGAUCAACUCCAAUUUCACUUCCAAUUGGGUCUGUUCUGAUCUUUAAUGGUAAAGGAGCUAAUCUUGCAAAGCAUUGGGUUCAAGCAGUUCCUUCCAAGAGAAUCUCUAUCACUUUCAGAAAGAUGGAUGAGAACAAGCGACCGGUUUGGUUCAAACUCGAGCCCGAUCUCCAAAACAUUCGACCAUAUGAUUUACGCGUCGAGUCCUCCAGUGAGAACAACGAAAAGGACUCAUUUGUUGGCAUCAGAUCAGUAGGGAGAGCGAAGAAAUUCAACGGGAGAUCUAAUGGAGCGAAGGGCCGGCGAAAUUUCAGGAACGAUGGAGCUUCGGUGUUCGAUCGAAUAACUCCCACAAAGAAAUCAUCUCAUUCAUCAGUUGAGGCAGACUUCACAAUCAAACAUAGAUCUUUCCUUCAAUCUGAAUACGAAGGAGGUUUGCAAGUUCAUCCAGAUGAGCCUGGAGAAGAGGUUCAGGAGAGAUCUCACCAUGGCUGGAAGAAUGAAGAAGGUGGCCGUUACAAUCGGAACGAGUUCUCGAACGACAGGAGUGUACGAAUGCAGCAGAAGCGGAUUGUCAUAACUCGCAAUCUGGAUAGAGAAGAUGAUUUCUUCAGUAGGAGAAGUUCUGAGUCUAACUCGGUCCAACCUUCUCAGGUAAGAGUCAGAACUCUUAGGAACAAUCCAAGAAGGGUGAGGAUGAGCCAGUAAUUAUACAACCUUGUAUAGGCAAUGUUUGUCAACAAGAGAUGGUAUUGUAGAUGGAUUGGUUGGUAUUGUAGAUCAUCAUCAUCAUUAUAUUUACUAUCA